UUUUAGACGUAGAUUCUGCUGUACAUAGCGAAAGAUAAUCCGCGUAACUUGAAUAUUAAUGCUGACCAAACAAAUAAAAACAAGGGUACAGAAGAAUCAAACUCAUAAAAUCAAUUACAAAACACCGGCUUCAAUUAGUCACCUUCGUUAUCUCUCCUGGUCCUCCCCCUCGCAGCUCUGCAGGUGCCCCGGGCAAACACAGACUUAUCUGGAGUGCUGGAGUGCCGCCGCAAGAGCAUAUAAAUUCCCUGGGUGCCCAAAGGCCAGGAUUCAGUCGGCGUCACUUGGUCGCGAUGUACGGAACGUGGGGCGUCUUGUUGGGCGGGAUCCUCCUGCUACAAGUUCUACAACCAACUCUGGGCCUCGAUAAUGGUCUGGCACUCAAGCCGCCCAUGGGUUGGAUGUCCUGGGAGCGUUUCCGUUGCAUAACCGACUGUCAACUCUAUCCCGACGAGUGCAUCAGUGAGAACCUCUUCCGAAGACAUGCGGAUCUUCUGGUUUCCGAGGGCUACGCGGACGCUGGCUACGAGUACAUCAUAAUAGAUGAUUGCUGGCUGGAAAAGAAUCGCGACAACGUUACCCAGAAACUGGUGCCAGACAAGAAACGCUUUCCCAACGGACUAAACGCGUUAUCCGAUCAUAUACACAACAAGGGCUUGAAGUUUGGUUUGUACCAGGACUACGGCACCAAUACCUGCGCGGGCUAUCCCGGCGUGAUAAAACACAUGAAGCUGGAUGCCCAGACCUUCGCGGACUGGGAUGUGGACUAUGUGAAGCUGGAUGGAUGCUAUGCCAAUAUCAGCGACAUGGCCACCGGGUAUCCGGAGUUCGGACGCCUUCUAAAUGAAACGGGUCGUCCUAUGGUGUACUCCUGCAGUUGGCCAGCUUAUCAAGAGGAUGCCGGCGAAAUGCCCGACUAUGAGUCCCUCAAGAAGCACUGCAAUCUGUGGCGCAACUGGGACGAUAUCGAUGAUUCCCUGGAGUCAGUCAUGCAGAUCAUGGACUACUUUGCCAAGAACCAAGACAGGAUUCAGCCGCAUGGCGGGCCAGGCCACUGGAACGAUCCCGACAUGCUGCUGCUGGGCAACUAUGGUCUGAGCUACGAUCAAAGCAAGCUGCAGAUGGCUAUUUGGGCGAUUAUGGCGGCGCCUCUCAUCAUGUCCAAUGAUCUGGCGGCAGUACGUCCUGAGAUCAAGGAAAUUCUGCAGAAUCGAGAGGUUAUUGCUGUCAACCAGGACGAGCUGGGCAUCCAGGGGCUUCGGGUUUUGACUCGCAGCCAAAUCGAAGUCUGGAGACGACCCAUUACGCCGGUGACCAAGAGUGGGCAUCACUCCUAUGCCGUGGCUUUCGUCAGUCGCCGGGAUGACGGAGCUCCCUACAGGAUCCCAUUCACAGCCAAGGACCUCAAGCUGCUCAAUCCCAAGGGAUACCGCGUGCAGGAUCUGUUCGAUGCCAGCAGUAAGCUGGGGGUCUUCAAGUCGGACAGCCAGUUCUUCACUCGCGUCAAUCCCAAUGGCGUAACUUUCUACAAGUUUACUGCGUUGUAAUCCGGAGAUAUGCAAAUCAGCCGCUGCCAUCAAAUCGAAUAUGCUCCUAUACACACCAUCUUAUCUACAUUGCCAAGAUGAGCUGCUUAGUAAGUGAUUUCCGAUAAUAAACCACAGGGUACUUCAUAGCCGA
Drosophila biarmipes is the source of this 1680-nucleotide messenger RNA. Its product is annotated as alpha-N-acetylgalactosaminidase. The coding region runs from base 294 to 1547 and encodes 417 amino acids. The record is from RefSeq and is a predicted model, not a curated record. NCBI's taxonomy places the organism in Eukaryota, Metazoa, Arthropoda, Insecta, Diptera, Drosophilidae. Gene Ontology annotation, biological process: glycoside catabolic process; oligosaccharide metabolic process; glycosylceramide catabolic process. Gene Ontology annotation, cellular component: cytoplasm. Gene Ontology annotation, molecular function: alpha-galactosidase activity. The transcript is spliced from 8 exons.